UCAGGCUCCUACAACCUUGGUUCUAAGUCUCUUCUGGUGGUUCUUUGGUGUGGUAGCAACAGUGAUGGGUCAAAGAAACAAGGGAACAACACUACUCCAAACAAGAGUAGUGAAAGUGGGAGUGGUGCUUGAUUUAGGUGGGGGAAUGGUAGGAAAGAUGGGUUCAAACAGUAUCAGAAUGUGUGUCAAUGAUUUCUAUGAUUCUCAUCCUUAUUACAAAACUAGGCUCCAACUUAUCCUUAGGGACUCCCAAAGAGACAUUGUUACCGCUGCUGCUCAAGUUGUAGAUCUCAUAAAGAAUGAGCAAGUGGAAGCUGUGAUAGGACCAGUUACAACAAUGGAAGCCAUGUUUGUGAUCAACCUCGGAGACAAAGCGCACGUGCCCAUUGUCACGUUCUCAGCAACGAGCCCUUCUCUCUCAUCACUCCACACCCCAUAUUUCUUCCAAAUUGCUCAGAAAGAUUCAACUCAGGUAGAAGCCAUCAGCGCCAUUAUCCAAGCUUUUCGGUGGAAAGAAGUGGUUCCAAUUUACGUGGACAACACUUAUGGCGAAGGACUCAUUCCAUGGUUAACUAAUUCACUUCAAAAAGCAUACAUCCGUGUUCCUUAUCUGUCUGCCAUUGAUUUCUCAGCCACAGAUGAUGCCAUUGAAAGAGAGCUCUACAAGCUCAUGACUAUGCAAACUAGAUUAUUUGUCGUUCACAUGACACCCCUUCUUGGCUCUCGUCUCUUCGCCAUUGCCAAAACCAUUGGCAUGAUGGAUCAAGGCUAUGUUUGGAUUGUCACCGAUGGAAUGGCUAAUUUCUUCAACUCCUUGGACUCUUCAAUUAUGGAAUCCAUGGAAGGUGUCUUGGGUGUUAGGCCUUACAUUCCAAGAACUAAACAGUUUCUUGAUUUUAGAGCUCGAUGGAAACGACAGUUCCUAAGAGACAAUCCAACACUUGUUGAUAUCAAUCUGAAUGCUUUUGGAAUAUGGGCCUAUGAUGCUACCACCGCAUUGGCCAUGGCCGUUGAGAAACUUGACAGCACCCUUUCUGGCUUCACUAAUGUGAGCAAGAACUCAAGCAAUGUGACUGAUCUUGAAAACUUUAGCGUUUCGCGAAAUGGUGAGAAGCUGAGAGAAGCUUUGUCAAAUGUUAGAUUCAAAGGUGUUGGUGGUGACUUCAAAUUAGUUGGUGGUGGGGAGUUACAAGCAUCAGCAUUUGAGAUAGUUAAUGCGAUUGGUAACGGGGAAAGAAACAUUGGAUUUUGGAUGCCAGAAAAGGGACUAAUUAGAAAUAUGAAUGCCAAAAAUGCAACAACUGCAUAUUCAACUUCUAAGGAGAAUCUAGGAACAAUUAUAUGGCCAGGGGACUCCUACUGUGUUCCAAAGGGAUGGCAGAUUCCCACAAAUGGUAACAAGUUAAAGAUAGGGGUUCCAGUGAAAGAUUGUGGCUACACCGAAUUUGUGAAAAUAAUUCAUGACCCUAUUACGAAUUCUAGAAAGGUCACUGGAUUCUGCAUUGAUGUCUUCAAUGCUGUGGUAGAAGCCUUGCCUUAUGCCCUUCCAUUUGAAUUCAUUCCAUUUGAAAAGUCCAACGGUGAGAUGGCAGGAACUUAUGAUGAUUUGAUCACCCAAGUUUAUUAUGGGAAGUUUGAUGCUGUGGUGGGGGAUACAACGAUUACGGCAAACAGGUCCAAUUUUGUUGAUUUCACGUUGCCGUACACAGAAUCUGGUGUGACUAUGGUUGUUCCAGUAAGAGACAACAGAAAGAAGAAUGCAUGGGCCUUCUUGAAGCCAUUGACAUGGGACCUUUGGGUAACAACAUUUUGUACAUUUGUAUUCAUAGGAUUUGUUGUUUGGGUUCUUGAACACCGAAUCAACAACCAUUUCAGAGGGCCUCUGCCUUAUCAAAUUGGCACUAGCUUGUGGUUUUCCUUUUCAACCAUGGUUUUUUCUCAUCAGGAGAGAGUGGAGAGCAACUGUGGAAGAUUUGUGGUGAUUGUAUGGGUUUUUGUGGUUCAAAUUUUGGUUCAAAGCUACACUGCAAGCCUUACCUCUCUCUUAACAGUUGAACAACUACGCCCAGCGAAUACUGAUGUUCAUCAACUCCUAAAGAAUCGGUUGAAUGUUGGUUAUCUGGAAGGUUCUUUUGUUCGUGGAAUGUUGAAGGACAUGGGAUUCAAAGAUGAGCAGCUCAAGGUUUAUAAUUCCUUAGAAGAAUGCAAUGACCUCUUCACCAAAGGAAGCGCCAAUGGCGGCAUUGACGCGGCGUUCGACGAAGUCCCCUACGUGAUGCGCCUCCUUGAGACUUAUUGUUCCAAGUAUGCCAUGGUUGAGCCAAGAUUUAAAACUGGUGGCUUUGGCUUUGUGUUUCCAAGAGGGUCACCUCUUGUGGGAGACAUAUCAAGGGCAAUAUUGAAUGUGAUGAGACAAGGAACCAACAUGAGAAGAAUUGAGAAUGCAUGGUUGAAUGGAAGCAGUUGUAGAGAUUCUAAUACUAAUGCACAAGUAUCUUCUUCUACAAGCCUAGGACUCGAAAGCUUCUGGGGUCUAUUCUUGGUUGUAGGUGUUUCUUGCUUAUUAGCACUCAUAAUCUUUUUAGCCACAUUCCUAUAUCAGCAUAGACAUAUUUUGUCAAAUCAUAAUCGUUCUGAUAGUUCCAUUAAAAGACGUAUUGGAGUGUUACUAAACACCUUCAAUGAGAGAGACUUGAGCUCUCACACUUUCAAGAAAAGUGAUUCAAGUGUAACUAGUAGUCCUACGUCAGUAUUAGCAAGUACACAUUGCCCUCCAAUUAGUCCAUCUAGUUACACAGAAUCAAACUUUUUUAAAAGUCCAGACCCACAUCGUUAUUAUGCUACUCAUCAACACAAAGCCACACAAGAACCUGCCCCCAUUACAAACAACACACACACCAAAUCUCAAGCCACAGAGAUUCCUCUACAAAUGUAGCAUUAUUACCUAAUCAUCUUAUCUUAUUAUGUAGUUUUGUGUCAAAUAAAUGUCUAAAA
Arachis stenosperma is the source of this 2994-nucleotide messenger RNA. Its product is annotated as glutamate receptor 2.8-like. Gene Ontology annotation, molecular function: glutamate-gated receptor activity. The coding region runs from base 65 to 2935 and encodes 956 amino acids. NCBI's taxonomy places the organism in Eukaryota, Viridiplantae, Streptophyta, Magnoliopsida, Fabales, Fabaceae. The record is from RefSeq and is a predicted model, not a curated record. The transcript is spliced from 5 exons. Gene Ontology annotation, cellular component: plasma membrane.